Molecule: messenger RNA, 1065 nt
Organism: Hevea brasiliensis (rubber tree)
Lineage: Eukaryota; Viridiplantae; Streptophyta; Magnoliopsida; Malpighiales; Euphorbiaceae
Product: mitogen-activated protein kinase kinase kinase 20-like
Exons: 3
Coding region: 1-1065 (354 amino acids)
Biological process (GO): protein phosphorylation
Molecular function (GO): protein kinase activity; ATP binding
Source: RefSeq, a predicted model, not a curated record
AUGGACUGGGUUCGUGGGAAGUGCUUGGGGAAGGGAUCCUACGGCUCUGUCUUCUUGGCCAUACAGACCAACAUUAUUUCCCCACUGCUUGCUGUGAAGUCUGCGUUGAUAAUAGAUUCUUUCUCUAUUAUGAUAAUUUAUAACUUACUACUAGAAUAUGCUCCUGGUGGUAGUCUUGCAGACUUGAUUAACAAAUAUGGAGGAAAAAUACCUGAAUGUGAUGUGAGACGAUACACUCGAAUGAUUCUUAAAGGGUUAUCAUCCAUACAUAACAAUGGAUAUGUUCAUUGUGGCCUUAAGCCUGCCAAAAUCAUUGUUUUCCCUUCUGAUCAACAAGAUUUUCAGCUCAAGGUUGCGGAUUUUGGCUUGGCAAAAGAGCCUGACGAAGACAAUUUAAGGAAAUUCUUUUACCAGUACACUUUUCGUGGAACUCCUUUGUACAUGUCUUCUGAAUCUGUAAAGCUUGCUGAGAUAUCACCAGCUUUGGAUUUUUGGUCACUGGGUUGCAUUGUUAUUGAGAUGAUCACAGGAAAGUCACCAUGGCAUGAAUUGGUUGUAGAAGAUAUCUUAGUUCGCCUGGCUUUUGAGGGUAGCUCACCUGAGAUACCAGAAAGCAUGUCAAAGAAAGGGAAAGAUUUCUUAAGAAUUUGUUUCAUGAGACCCCAUUGUGAGAGGUGGACAGCAAAUAUGUUAUUGGAUCAUCCUUUUAUUGUUGAUGAAGAGCUUACUUCACCAUUUGAGCAAGAAGAACUCUUACCACCAAGCCUUAGUGAUGAUGUUGUUAAGUCUAUGUGCAAGCUAAUACUAUCUGAUUAUUCACCUGGGCAAGGUCUAUUUUCCUCUGCAGAUAGGCCACUGAGCUUGGGUUCUACAUGUAGGCGGCUGAACUUUGGUCCUAUCGGAAUGGGUUGCAAGGAAACGGAAAAGAGUUUGCUUAGCAAGGAUGGACUAAGAACUAAGGUUUGUAGAGGCAGUUUAAAGAAUUUGAUUUCAAUUUUAAUUUUUAAUAAUUGUUUUAUAAUGAUGACUAACAAUUUUAUUAACUUUUAUGCCUUUUUUUCGUGA